Molecule: messenger RNA, 1542 nt
Organism: Cryphonectria parasitica EP155
Lineage: Eukaryota; Fungi; Ascomycota; Sordariomycetes; Diaporthales; Cryphonectriaceae
Product: putative RAN-GAP
Exons: 6
Coding region: 163-879 (238 amino acids)
Biological process (GO): nucleocytoplasmic transport
Cellular component (GO): nuclear pore; cytoplasm
Molecular function (GO): GTPase activator activity
Source: RefSeq, a predicted model, not a curated record
CAAAACUUGUUGAUACCCAAGUCUUCUUUGUUCUUGGUUCGCAGUCGAAGACAGAUCCCCGUUCACCACCAGGGUCCUUGCGAAGCGUCAUCAGAUCGCAUCUCUUCCAACAACUUCUUCUUUCACCCCCCACCAAAACCCCUCCAUAUACCUGUCGUCACCAUGUCUUCUGCCGAGAACGUCGAGAAGCCCGUCGAGGAGACCAAGCCUGAGGGCACUGCCCCCGUCACCUCGUCCGCCGUCUUUUCCAUGUUCGGCGGUGGCGCGAAGAAGGAGAAGAAGGACGAAGACGAUGACCGUGGCGAUAACUCCGGCAGUGCCAAGGCACAGCGCGAUGCUGCCGCCGCUGCUAAGGAGGGUGAUGAGGAGGACGCUCCCGAGUCCGAGGACGUGCACUUCGAGCCUGUGAUCCGCCUGACCGAGAAGGUUGAGACCAAGACCAACGAGGAGUCCGAGGAGCAGCUCUUCAAGAUGCGUGCCAAGCUCUUCGUCUUCAAGAAGGACACCCAGGAGUGGAAGGAGCGUGGUACCGGCGAUGUCCGUCUGCUCAAGCACAAGGAGAACGGCAAGACCCGCCUGGUCAUGCGUCGCGACAAGACCCUCAAGGUCUGCGCCAACCACUACAUCGUGCCCGAGAUGAAGUUGUCCCCGAAUGUCGGCUCUGACCGGUCCUGGGUGUGGAACGCUGCUGCCGAUGUCAGCGAGGGCGAGCCCGAGGCUUGCACUCUGGCCAUCCGCUUCGCCAACUCCGAAAAUGCCAACCUCUUCAAGGAUGCUUUCAUCAAGGCGCAAAAGGACAACGAGCAGCUCUUCAACGCCAGCUCUGCUGCCGAGACCGAGGAGAAGAAGGUUGAGGAGAAGGAGGCUGAGGCUGCUUAAAGAAAAUUGGGACAUUUUGUCUUCGCUCCCCAAUGCGCGCUGAGACUUUCUCCAGAUGCAGUGACAAGCUCAUCAUGGAAACCUGCCCUUCAUCCACAUACAAUAUCCACACUACCUAUCGCGAUCAUUCCGACACAGCACACCAAAAAAUCCCUUCAAGAUUCCCCCAACACAACAACCUACCCCCCCCCCCUUCUUUUUAGAUAGUCCUUCACCAAAGACAGAUGGAUUGAAAAGGAUGGAUAUGCCCGCCCACUUUGAUCUGCGAGAUGCACUAGUAGUUUCUCUACGGAUCUGGAGCCGUCGAGUGACGGCUCCUCUACCUGCCUACACUUGGACCGGUCAAGUUCGGUAACUCCCUGCCGGUUGUCACUACUGACCGCAACUCAAGAAACUGCCGAGCGAGAUGUUCGGUUUGGUUCGUGUAGUCAGGUCAAAUAAAAUGGCAGGAUGGGCGAGGGAAACCAUAGAGAAGAAGAAAGAGCACACCGAUUAUAUGCGAUCAUGAUACAUGGAAAGCCAGGCCCCAAAACACCCGCAUGUAUAUAUCUGGAUCUGUGUUGUGUGUGCCAGUCUGUCUGUCUGAUACCGUCAUGGCAGCGCUGCUUAGAUGAUUGUUUCUCGUAGAUAGUUCAACGCCCGGUAGUGGUUGUGUUCCCCUCC